Messenger RNA from Acanthamoeba castellanii str. Neff, 1239 nucleotides. Its product is annotated as Eukaryotic initiation factor 4A, putative. The coding region runs from base 1 to 1239 and encodes 412 amino acids. Lineage: Eukaryota; Discosea; Longamoebia; Acanthamoebidae. Gene Ontology annotation, molecular function: RNA binding; RNA helicase activity; ATP binding. The transcript has a single exon. The record is from RefSeq and is a predicted model, not a curated record.
AUGGAUCAGGCUAAACUCAGCGAGCAAUUCGACAAGGCUGCCGAGGGUGGUGAGCGCUCCGGUGCUGGCUACACCGCUACCUACGAGACCGUCGAAUCCGAUGUCGAGCCCAUCGGCGACUUCGACAGCAUGGGCCUCAGGGAUGAGCUCCUCCGCGGCAUCUACGCCUACGGUUUCGAGAAGCCCUCGGCCAUCCAGCAGCGCGCGAUCGUGCCGCUCUCCCAGGGCAAGGACAUCAUCGCCCAGGCCCAGUCCGGUACCGGCAAGACCGCCACGUUCGGCAUCGGUAUCCUCCAGCAGAUCGAUCUGGCCGGCAAGGACGCCCAGGCCCUGAUCGUCGUGCCCACCCGCGAGCUGGCCCAGCAGGUCCACCGCGUCAUCCAGGCUCUGGGCGCCCACAUGAACAUCAAGGCCCACAUCCUCACCGGAGGCACCCGCGUCGAUGACGACAGGCGCAUUCUCCGCGAUGGCGUCCACGUCGUGGUCGGUACCCCCGGCCGCAUCUUCGACAUGAUCACUCGCGGCGAGCUCAUCGCCGAGAGGAUCAGGACCUUCGUGCUCGACGAGGCCGACGAGAUGCUCUCCAAGGGUUUCGAGGAAAUCAUCAGGGACAUCUUCAAGACGCUGCCUCACAGCGUGCAGGUCGGCAUCUUCUCGGCCACCCUGCCCCCCGAGUGCCUCGACAUCACCAAGCGCUUCAUGAACAACCCCGUCAACAUCCUCGUCAAGCAGGAGGAGCUCACCCUCCAGGGUAUCAACCAGUUCUACGUCAACUGCGAGCGCGAGCAGUGGAAGUACGAGACGCUCUGCGAUCUCUACAACGACAUCAACAUCACACAGGCCGUCAUCUUCUGUAACGCCAGGAGGAAGGUCGACUGGCUCACCGAGAGGAUGACCAGGGACAACUUCACCGUCUCGGCCACCCACGGUUCCGUCGACCCCAGCGAGAGGAAGAAGAUCAUGGAGGAGUUCAGGACCGGCUCGAGCCGAGUUCUCAUCACCACCGAUCUGCUCGCCCGCGGUAUCGACGUCCAGCAGGUCUCCGUCGUCAUCAACUACGACCUCCCCCGCAGCAAGGAGAACUACCUUCACAGGAUCGGUCGCUCGGGCCGUUUCGGCCGCAAGGGUCUCGCCCUCAAUUUUGUCACCCAGGACGAUCUCAAGGAUCUCCGCGAUCUCGAGAGGUACUACGACACCGUCAUCGAGCCCAUGCCCGUCGACGUGGCCUCCUACCUGUAA